AUGCCGCCUCAAGCCCCUUCGCAGCAACGGGGGCCACCUCGGCAACAUGUACCGCCGCAGCAGCAUGUGCACCAAGCGACAUCACAGCAGCACAUCCAGCCGCAGCAUCAUACACUUCAGCCGCAGCAUCAGCAGGUAUUACAGCAGCAGCCCACUCAGACUCAGGUGAAUCUGCCUGUGAAUCAGCAGCAGACCACAUUGCAUGCUCCUCCAAAGGCAUCGGCAAUGGAGGCCCAACCAUCGUCUUUUCUGGGGCAGCAGCAUGUGGAGCAGCAGCAGCCAUCAGGAAAGGUGUCAGUAGGGGUUGGUUCGACGGUCAACGCUGAUGUGAUGCAAGGAUCUCAAAUCUUCCAAGGCUCUUCUUCGGCAGCUGGACCAGGUGAAGUGCAAAUUGAGAACUCAGUGGUUGAUGCAGCAAAUGUAGGCUCUGCGGGUGUGACCCAGAAGACAGCUACUACUAAGAUUUGUAGAAGGUGUGGUGUGAAGGGUCAUCUGAUGUUUGAGUGCACGGCGACUGUGUUCUGUGAUAUUUGCAGAAGUUCUGAUCAUGCUAUGAGUCGGUGCUCGGUUCUCAAGCAACCGAAACCAGUAGCCCAGCUGGUUGGACAGGCUGCAGAUGCUCUUGCCGGUUUUCAUAUUCCACAUGCACCAAUUCAGCCGACAAAGAGAGAUUCGAGGUUGGUUCUGAUCUCGACUUCUGGUAAGAAUCUGACAGAGGAGGAUGUCGCUGCUUUUCUACGUGUAUUGGUUUCUAAUACUUUUGCUUGGGAAGUCAAAAGGCAAAGUGGCUCUGGGUUUAAGGUCCCUUUUCCUACAAAAGGUGAUCUCACAAAGAUGACGAGGUUCAAUGCAGAAAUGAAGGAAGGUGUGACUCUCAAGUUUCAAGAAUUCAAGGAAGAUGAGGAAUACUUUGGUCGUGCUCUACCUGUAGUUUGGAUGCGUGUUUUGAACCUCCCAACAAUUUUAAAAGAAUAUAUGAUUUUGUGGGCUUUAGGAACUCUUUUUGGAGUUACUCAGGAUGUUGAUAUGGUAACUUCCAGAGCAAGUAGCUUUGGCCGGUUUGCAGUGGCAGUGCUAGAACCUGAAGCAAUUCCGACAAAGCUAGAUGUCAUCAUUGGUAAUAGGUACUUCCAGUUACUUUUUGAGGUUGAGCCUUAUCUUCCAAAUAUUGGACUAAGAAAUAUUUGGAACACCCGAAACGAUGGCAAUUUAGAUCAUGGCAAUGGGGCACCAAAAGAUACUGAGAUGGGAGAGACACAAAAUCAUGGUGAUAAUACCUCCUCAGGUGCAAGUGUAGCAAAUGCAAAGAACAAUAUUAGUAUGGGAAAACAAGUAAAGGAUCCGGAAGCACAGAUGGAUAUUGAUCUUUCAGAGGAUGAUUUAUUGGGUGAGGAAAAUGAAGUUAGUGAGGUGGCACGGGAUUUUAUUGGGGUAAAAAAAAGGUCACUCGGUGAAUGUUCUUCAUCAGCGCCAGCUCGCUUACCGCAGCAACCAAGCCAAACACAGCAGCAGCAGCCUGUUCAAACGCAGCAGCUCACCAAGGGGGCGCGGGUACAGGCUGCGGGUGCUUUUGUGCCUACAGGUCUUGAUUCACAAAAAAAAUACAACCAGCAGUCUUCCGUGCUUGACGAGGAACAGGAUGAGGCUGCAUUGCUUCUAGAUGGGGCAGCAGAAGGUGUGAUUACGAUUGAUGAUCAACACCUUGGGAUCCUUUCUGAUGCUAUGGGAGAAGCUGGCCUGUCAGCUGAUGGUGGAACAAAGAAAGAGCUGGGAAGUAUGAUGACGAUGGUGGUGCUGUCAGAUGGAGAGCUUACCCCAGUAAGGCGUAGUAAGCGGAAUGCGGAUGUCGCUGAUGUACACGCUCUUGAAAAGGCAGAAAAAAUUGCUUACAGAAAUCUCGAGGAACCCCAAGAAAGAUUAAAACCAUCUAAUGUUGUUCAUUCGAUUGAUAAAGAAUUUGAAUCGGAGGAGGAUGAGAUUGAUCCUGAUACUUCCACUAUCAGUCAACUUUGUGGCGACUCGACGGAGGAGGUGAUGAACGAUAAUAGUGCGGGCCCUGAUGGAGUACUAGUUGAUAUACCCAUCAAGGUGGCAAAAAAUAGGAAAAAAAAGAAACUCCUCAAUAAGAAGGUACCAGCAAAGAAAAAAUUGUUCCAAUGA
Miscanthus lutarioriparius is the source of this 2160-nucleotide messenger RNA. Lineage: Eukaryota; Viridiplantae; Streptophyta; Magnoliopsida; Poales; Poaceae. The record is from the annotation of a GenBank genome assembly.